CAAAAUGGCGGCUAUCGAAAGGGGCAAAGAUGCAGCAAUCUUUCACUUUGACGUUUAUAUAGAAGAUUGCCUGAAAUUUUGUAUAUAGUUACCGGUAGAUCAUGCGUUAUCUUCUAUAGAUUUUAAGUUUAUUUAAGUCAUGGAAAUUGCAGACUUCCCAAAUUAGCAACAAGUACCAUGGAGACAGUAUUAUUGAAACCCAAGGACAUCCUUCUUCAUAUGUGCCAAAGUGAAGAAAAUUUAUGGACACAGAGAGAUGCAUCAGAAAGUUCUGUUAGUACAGAUUUGGGGUCUAGUAUUCUAAGGGAAUGUAAAUGUCUGAGGAAGAUCCAUGACCACUUUAGUAAUCUCAAUAAAAGAAAAUGUUGCAUGAGUUUGGCUGUCUGCAAAACAACCUUCAGUAAUUUCAGAGUGGUUAGAAAUGAUGGCAGAGAUAAUGGGAUCGAAGAAGGUGCAAUGUCUAAAACCCUCAUUGACAACUCACAGCUGGUGUCUGAACUAGAUGAAAAGGAAUUUAGAGUGUUUAGAUAUGCCUACAUGUGUGCCUCCUAUCCUGUCUUGGGUGCACCUGACCCUCCAUCUCCACAGACACCACCUAUUACUCCAACAGGUCAAGGACACAUAAGGAUACAGUUCAAAGAUUUAAAGUCACAGAUAAUGAGAACACAAUCUGGUGAUGAUGCAGAAGAUGAGACAUCAAUUGUCCCUGCUGAAACCCUCUUUGAAUUGUUGAGGAGGGUAUUCAGGUUAAGUCCCAAUACAUUUUACCAGUAUGAAGUCUAUAUAAGAAAUUCCUAUGGCAAGAGAGAUGCUGAACCUAACAGAAUUUUGGCAGAGGAAUUGGUUGGACAGUUAGCCUCACUUGAAAACAAUAGCAAUCCAUAUUACACACCAAAACACUUUAUGACACAGUUUGGAUAUGACAGAUGGCAGAGGAAAGAAUUUAUUCACAUUGCAGAACUGAUGAGGAAAUUCUGGCAUGUUGCCCAUCCACAUAAACGUAACAAUCAUAUACAGUUUCUACAGACUGUUCAUGAUGAUUAUGUAGUACUCAUGGAGAAAUUAUUGAGGUAUGAAUCAGCCUAUAGACAAGCUGACAAUACACAAACCACACUAUUGUCAUCAGCAUCAAUCAGACUUUUGAAAGAAUUUGGAUUACGAUACGGAGUAGGAGAGUUGUACAGAAGAAUAGUCUACUUACGAUACUUGGUCUCAAACUUUGACCCUUCUGUCUGGUUGAUUCAGCAUUGUAUAUUUGGAGUGAUAUUCGUUUUAGAAAUUCUACCAAACCGUGAAGAUAUGGUCAGGAAAGAGUUGGAAAUUCUAUGUGACAGUAUCAAGAAGUUACAAAGUAAAGCACUGACUACCUUAUCUAACAUGAAGAGUGUUUUCCCUGAUAAUAAGCCAUCAAAUGGUAUAGAUAUGCUGAUAAGCCUGAUGGAAAAAACCUUGGAGGCGCAAGUUCAUUUGAAAAUUCCAAAAGUUGAAAUGCUUGAUGAUCUCAUUGUGCAAUGCAUAAAGGAAACCUUCCUCCCAUCUUAUGAGAAAAUGAAGCUUGUUGCAAAAACAGAUUUGAAACAGGAUAGAAAUGGCUACCUUACUCCAUCACUGUUGAAUAUGGUAAUUGGGAAAAUUCGAGACGAAGUUAGUCACUACAGGACAUAUUAUCAAGGGACAUUUAGCAGAUAUUGUAAUGUCACAGAACUAGCUGCACAAAGUCUUUACACACUGUUCAUGGAUGAUUUACAACUGUUUUUCAAAGUUUAUGAUGCUCAGCCAACAAGUAAGACAAUAGAUAGACAGUUGUUAGGAUUGGGGUAUAGACUACAUGACCUUGACAAUGACUGGAACCAGUAUGUAUCUGGACAUCCAAGCUCUUAUUUAUGGAGAGAAUUUUUCUACAAACAGUCACUUCACUGGCUAAGUAUAUUGAAGGCACUCACACAACAAAGUGUACUGCUAGCAGUAGGAUUAGAUCGUUUUACUACCCAGUGCUUUGAUGAUAUUGGAUCAACAUACCAAGUAUCAUUAAGCUCUGUAUCCAGUCCCAGAGAUAGAACAAUGUCUUUGAAAUCAAUAACACCAUCCAUCAACAGUGCAUUCAGUGGACUAGUAUCAUCUAACUCUACACCAGUUUACAGUAAUAUUUGGAGUCAUCCUGGUGACGUAUCCCAAUCAAAUGUACAAACCUCAGCUUUCAAACCAAAAACUUCUGAAUCAAUAAAGACAACCAGCUCUUUCAACCAUAGAUAUAACCCAGAGACAAGAUCACUCGAUGGAACAGAGGACACUGAACAUCAUUUAAUAGAAGAAGCAGAGGCUGUCACAUUCAGUUCACUUAGGUCAUGUAGUUCACUUCCAGAUAACCUCAGCAAAAGUUACGAUCAUUAUUUGAACGUUCCUCGAAAAGUGCUCAGUCUUUCACGUCAAAUUGACACCAAUCAGAAUAGACAGUCUGAUGAGAAUCAGGAGAAUGAAGAGAGAAGUAGAACUUUGGCUGAAAAGAUAAUGUAUGAGAUUUCUCCCAUGGAGGAUUAUAGAAGGGAACAUGAAAGUGAAGAAAAAGAAAUCACUAUAAUAUUGGAUAAAAAGAAAGACAAAAAUAUUAAUCCAAUAAAAAAAGGACAUAAAAUUGAAGUUGUUGACAGUUCAAACAGUUUAGAAAAUGGUGACAAAGAAGAUACUGCUAAAAAAGUUGAAAGUGUUGAACAGUAUUUCAAAACAGACAAUUUUGAAAAUGAUUUCAAAAGAGGUGAUGGUAGAAAAGAGAGUGUUGAACAUGACAAUAAAAUAGACAACUUUGAAACAACUGUCAAAAUAGAUGAUGUUACAAAAAUAGAAUGUGUCGAAAAGGAUUAUGGAAUAGAUAAGGUUAAAAUUAAUGACAAUGAAGGUGUUGUAAAUGAUAAAAACACACACAAUGAUGAAAAGGGAGAGAAAGCAGACGACAUUGAAAACGACAUCAAUGAAGAUGACAUUGAAAUGGAUCAUACUGAUUCAGAUCAUUCAGAUCAUUCAGAUGAAUUCAGCUUCCCUCCAUUGUCUGAAAUUGCUCAAACUGAUGACCAACCUAGUCUUUACCAAGAUCCUGUAAAAACUGUGAUAAAAAAUGUUGUACAUGAGGAACCACGACCUAUUAAAACUGUACCACUGGUUCCAUAUUCAGAUUCAGAUCAAAGUGAAAAUGUUGGGAACAUAAAAACUGCCAGUCCAAAACUUAUUAGGCCAAUAGCUCAUAAACUUAAAGCAGAACCAGCUGUUAGAUCAAUAUCGUCGUGUAGCAAUGCAAGUUCAAAGGUGAAGAAAACUGCUGUUCUACCUGUAUCUGGUUCAGUUCUGGAUAUAGUUGUUAUUUUACAAAGAUUAGUGGAAUUCAGUCAAACAUUAUGUCAGUCAUUUGUUCAGAGUGUGUGGACAGUAGGGACAUACCAAAUGGCUUCUAUUUCUUCUUAUGAAAUGAAGAGGAAACUACAUGAAACAAAUAUAAAGAUGAUGAACAACAUUCUUCACUUGUAUGCAAAUAACAUUUUAUGUUUUGACUUGUGUGGAACUACAAAUAGUGAGGCAAGGAAGUUAACUGGUUCCUUGUUAAUGGAUGACUUGCAGACGAUGAAAUCAAAAGACAUGAUCUGGGGAUGUCGUCAUAAUUUGUCUGGCCAGAAAGAUUGUUUCCAUUAUCUAAAGAGUAAAGCAGAGUUGUUGAGUGAUCGAUAUGAACCUGUUACUAAGGAUAUGUGCACUAGGAUCAAUAAUGUGUUCAUGCUAUUGGAAUGUAUAGAUGUCUACUAUAAAAGAUUAGGAAACAUUUUUAAAGUGACAACAGAAGUCACACAUAGAUCACAGCAACAGAAAAGCACAGAUAGUGAUGAUUGGAAGGAGCAGACGUCCCAGAAUCCAUCAGAUUUCUGUCAUAUAUCACAUGUAGUUAGUGUAUUGUGUCGAAUUAUGGCCUACAGGAUAAAUUUAUUUGUGAAUGAUGCAGUGACUGUAUUACUAUCCCUGAAGAGACUAUUGGUACCAGUAGAAGUAUGCCUCUUACCAUUAACACAGUUCCUACAGUCUUACAUUAACUCAUUACAAGAAUGGUUAUACAGAAGCUGUUAUAGAAGAGUCAUGGAAUUUCUCUGGAUCUUUAUAGUCAGAAAUUUUGAGAAGCAAGUGUUUGAGGUACUUAAAGGAGAUCAUGGUUCUGUAGAAUAUGCUCAGCUCUUGAUACAAGCCUUUACGCAUCUAAUGAAGUUUAUGACAGAACAGAAGAGAACCAUCAGGGUUUCACUACUCUUACCUGAAGCAGAAAAUGUAAUGUUCAGGCUACAACUUUGUGCUACAGCCACCAAUCAGCUGAUUACUCUAUAUAGGCAUGUCAUAGAUUAUUACAAUGAUGACGAUUGCACAGAUUUUACAGUACACUUGAUACUUCACAAGCUGAGAGAAGAUUUACUCAAGUAUAGAAAAUGUUUCAGUGGAUCAGAGUUUGUGAAGUGGAUAAUGGAGAACCAUAACUUGAUUAAACCACUGAGUUCACAAUUAGGUUUGCCUACAGAUUAUAUUCUUAUAAAUAAAGAAAUAGCAGCAUUAAUGUGCAGGAGAUUUUUGGAAAGUAACCUGAUAGUAGAUGCAGAAAUCUAUGAUGAACAUGAUCAAGAUAAUAGACUGGAUCUGGAUACAAGCCUUGAUGCAACAAAUUAUCCUCAAUUGAGCAUCAUGGAAAAUGAACAAAAUAAUAGAAGGGGAGAUAACUCAUCAAUUGAUAGUGAUGCAACACCAACUGAUACAUAUCCAAAAACUCAAUAUCGUGUACAUGGCAAAACUUUAGUGUCGCCUGCCCAGCUACCAAGACAGGCAAACAGAAGCUUUAAUAAACCAGUCUUUCAAUUAUCAUGUGAUACACCAAUGUCUUUCAGUACUUUAUUCAACGAGAGUGAUGGGCCAGUAUUUGAAAAUUGUGAUAAUCAUUUUUACUACAUUGCUACCAUGACAACUCUCCACAAUGCAGAAAACCAUGAACCUCCAUCAGAGUUAGACAUUCUAGUAGACCAAUGUUUCCAAAGUCAUAUUUCUUCCAAUUAUUUACUGCAUAUUAUUUAUAGUCGUAGAAAAUUUGAUUCCUGUGCCAAGGUUUUUCUUCAGAACCAAUCAGCCUCUGUUCUGAGGAAACUUAAAGCAGAUUUAGAAGAUCACACUUCGUGUGAAAUAAGUUAGUUUUAUUGGAGAAUCUAAUCAUAAUUGAUUUUUAUUUCUAUCAGAUACAUUCAUAGGUGUCAACACUCAAAAAUUUAAAAAAAAUUAUAUUUGUCAUUAUGUCCAUAGGAGAGUUCUAAUUUCUCUCUUUCUCUCUUCGAUUAAAAAAUCUCUUAUUUCUACCCCUUUCACCUUUGUAUUACUUUAAAUAGUUGUUGAUGUUAAAAUGAUACAAAUUAUUUACAAUGCAGUUAUUGCUAUCUGAAAUGUUAACCUAAAAUAGGGUUUGACGUCUUUAGCCGAACCGUUUUAUCAUUUUCACAUUAUUCUAUUUAUUGUGUGCUGGUUCAUAUUCUGGGCGCCAGUCUUUGCUCCUUUUUAAUAAAAUCCACAUAACAAAAAACCAAAUAUGAAGCUAAGAAAUGAAAAAAUGGUGGCCUUCCGCUGUUGUAUGAUCUAUGGCUGGGUUGUUGUCGCUUUGACACAUUCCCCAUUUCCAUUCUAAAUUUAUAUACUUAAUACAAAUUCAAUGACAGAUUUAACAAUAGAAGUGCUUAAGAUGUUGACAUCUAUGGAUAGAGCUUACAAGCAGAUUCAACUUUAUUAUAUGAAUAUGCCACAAUGCUAAAGUUGCAUAAAAAAAUAUAAAUGUGCAUCUUUAUGAGACAAUUUAGAAUAAAAGCAAUUAGUAAUAUGUUCAUGUAUAUCAGAUAUAAACAAAUUUUGAUC
Mytilus trossulus (common blue mussel) is the source of this 5910-nucleotide messenger RNA. RefSeq lists its product as uncharacterized. The coding region runs from base 178 to 5202 and encodes 1674 amino acids. The record is from RefSeq and is a predicted model, not a curated record. NCBI's taxonomy places the organism in Eukaryota, Metazoa, Mollusca, Bivalvia, Mytilida, Mytilidae. Gene Ontology annotation, cellular component: secretory vesicle. The transcript is spliced from 32 exons.